Messenger RNA from Drosophila takahashii, 342 nucleotides. NCBI's taxonomy places the organism in Eukaryota, Metazoa, Arthropoda, Insecta, Diptera, Drosophilidae. The record is from RefSeq and is a predicted model, not a curated record.
AUGAAUCAAAACAUUGGCACCAAUCCCACCUUCUCGCCCACAAUCACCACCGUCAUCCCAACAACCACCACCACCAGGAGAAGAAGUGCCGGAGACGUGGACCGGACCUCCAAACGACACUCAGUUGAUCAGGAGGACGACGAUGAGGAGGAUCACAGUUUCCAGCUGGAGGAUCUCUACGAAGACGAGAAGAGGAAGCGAAUGCAGCAGAAGAAGCGUCGCCAGCAGCAGCGUCGUAGAAAACAGCAGGCCCAGAAUCGCAGGCAGCUACAGAACCGCCAGAAUCACAGAUCCCAAAGGAGAAGCCCGAAUAGGAAUCGCAUCAUUCGGCGUUUAGCUUAG